AUGGCCUCACCUCAGGAGUUUGCCGGCAUUGGCACUGGACCACAGAAGAAAUCCAGUGCUGCGACAGAAAAGCGAAAGCUCCGCAAUCGACUUUCCCAGCAAGCAUUUCGCGCCCGGCAGAAUCUGGAGAUCAACGAGCUCAAGCAGCGGCUGGCUCUCUUCUCCGGUUCAGAGAGCGACCGCAACAGCAGACUAGUGGAGGAAAAUCGAAGACUAAGACAGCUACUAUGGCAGUCCGAGAAGAAGCUUCGAAGUCUUCAAGCCACCCUCAAGGGCAUCAUUGAUACCAUGGUGGAGAGCAGGGAGAACAACUUUGUAAGUCCUGGAGUUGGUCCUCAAGCACAUCGCGUUUCUGGCCCAGCCCGUGCCAUUCCGGGCCUUCUUUCUGAUCCUAACAAAAUUCUUACGAAGGACACACACACCAGCGGACUCGACGACGAUGACGAAGGGGUGGAUUCGUGGACAACCGAACUGAACAUGCCUUCUGUCCACGCCGACAUCGAACCACUGUCAGCGCCUCUCGACACCAUAUCAAACCCAAUUGCACGCCCUGCUUCGGGCUCUGUGGCUUCUUCAUCCAGCGAAAUGUCUACCACAGAAAUGUAUGCGGCAGAGCCUCAAGCGGUGAUUUCGUCCAACGACGAGUCCUUGGGAGAGGACGUCGACUGGGAUGUCGGUCAGGGAACCUUAGCAUUAUCGACGACACCGUCGAUACGGCACAAUCCUCCAACCUCGGUUACAUUCCCUAUCUAUCGCAACCUGCAGGUGAUGGCGCGUUCCAACUACUCGGAACAUAUUCAUGCGUAUGAGAUGUGCGCCGUGACUGGCUACUUGGGCCACAGACGCAACCCUGAUAUAAGCAGUCUCAACCGAAUGGUGUCAAGCCUCGUGUCCGCCUUCAUCAAGAUCGCCUGGGGCGGCAUGGAGUCCUGGAUCCAAUGGACCAACGGCAAGGAGACGCUCGCCAAACUCGCGGCGUGGCGCAUAUCGCCGGGCCCUGAAACAUUCGCGGCCAUCCCGCCCUCGAUGCAGCCGACCCCGCUGCAGACGGCGGUGCCUCAUCCGCCCGUCAUCGACUGGUGUGUCUUCUCCUUUCUGAGGGACAAGCUGAUCCAGUAUCAUUGCUCGGACCCGGCCCUGGACGAGAUCUGCGGCGACAUCGGCCUCGCGUACGUCGUGCAGGCGGACCUGUCCGAGUUCGUGCUCGGCGCGGAGCCCCUGGUGGUCUACUUCAACAUCCACGACAUCAUCUCCGGCAUGGAGACGAACCCGACGUGGCUGAGCGACAACACCGCCGCCUCCGCCGCCUCCACUAGCACCGCCCUCAUCGGCCCCAAGCUCGAAGUCAAGCUGCCCGCCCCGGACCUCUACACCCUGCUGCACACCAGGGAGUACGCGCAUGAGAUGUACCGCCGCCUCAAGAUCGGCCGGGGCGUCGAAGAGUACCUGCUCGACCCCAGCCUGUUCGUCAAGUACCCGCACCUCUACGAGCCGAGUCUCAAGAUCGCCCAGGGCGUGCCGCUGCGGUCACGCAACAAUGUCUAUUGGCCUGCCCCGCGGCCCCUGGACGACGUCGCGAUGAGCUGGUACCGCAGAUGUGCGUCUUAUCAGGAUGGUCAGGCGGCGGCGGCGGCAGCAGCAGCAGCAGCAGCAGCAGCUUCUUAUCGACAGGUUCUGGAGUAGGCUGAAAGGACAUCUGGUUCUUUGCUCUGAUAAACAACAUUUUCUGUCUCUCUCUGGCAAAACGAUGCAAAACGAUGGGGGAUCAUCCAGGGGUGAAACGACAAAAUCUGCACGAGCGUGUCUAUCGCCAAUCUCUCCUCAUCGCCCGCACAAAAUCUCUCACAUUCGGAACAAGGGCAUCUAAAAGUGAACAAGAA
Molecule: messenger RNA, 1880 nt
Organism: Cladophialophora immunda
Lineage: Eukaryota; Fungi; Ascomycota; Eurotiomycetes; Chaetothyriales; Herpotrichiellaceae
Exons: 3
Coding region: 1-1683 (560 amino acids)
Biological process (GO): regulation of DNA-templated transcription
Molecular function (GO): DNA-binding transcription factor activity
Source: RefSeq, a predicted model, not a curated record